UCGUAAAAUUUAGAUAGUUAAGUUAACUUAUACAAUAAUUGGAAAUUGUUGUAAAUUCCUUUUUUUUUGUACCUAUUAUAAAACAAUUCUUUCUAUUAAAAUGAAUUUUUGUUCAUCUAUCUGUCUGGUAAUUUUAAAUUUGAUUACUUUUAAGAUUAUUUAUGGUAGUAUAUUAUACCAUCUGUGGUUAGUAUAAGCAAAGAAUAUUGUAAGGUAUGUCAAAAAACUGUUUAGUUAUGGUAUUGUCAGAAAGCGGUCUAAAAAGAAACAAUGGUCAACAAAUUGUUAAUGAUACGUACUACUGCCCAGUUUUGGGUUGUAAGUAUAACUUACAUUUUGGUCAAUCUAUGAAAUCUUUUAAAACUCAAAAACUUCUUAAACAACACUGUAUCAAAGUGCAUUCCGACAAAAAAUACAAAUGUGAUAAUUGUGAAAAAGGUUUUCCUUUGGAAUCGACAUUAAAAUCACAUCGUAUAACAUGUGGAGUAAUAUAUUCUUGUUAUUGUGGGGUUCAAUACAAAUCUCCAGAAGCAUUUCUCACUCAUACAAAACGAAAACAGCAUAACAUUGGAUUAGGAUAUUCAACUAUUAUGAAAUUUUUGAAGACAAGAAAAUUGUUGCCAAACACAGAAGAUGUACAAGAAUUAGAAUCUAGUAAAAGAUCAACUCAGACACAAACUGUUACUGAUAUUCAAACUUUAUCAGAUUCAUCAACUCAGACUACAUUUGAAAAUAAGGAUUUCAUGUUAAGAUACAAUGAUCCAAAACUCUCUUCUGCUACUUCUAGUCCUAUAAGGCGGUUAUGUGCACAGACUCAAACUGAUCCUAUGGGUGACUCUAUUAAAAAUGAUCCAGAUCCAAUGUUUUUAGAUUCAGAAACACAAACCAAUUUCGAAUUUUUAGAUAUUUAUACUCAGACUGAAGAAUCUGAAUGUUUAUUUGGCGAUUUAGAAUUUACCAAUAUUCAAACACAGACACCUUGUAGUUCUUUAUUUCAUGAUGAUUCCAUUGACACAAGAAAUGAUAAUUCUAUAAAUACAAAUAUGAUAUGAUUUAAUUAAAAUCAUAAAACAAAUUUGUGUAGGUAAUAUAGCAAAUAGAAUUUAAAUUUUAAAUCUUAGUAGUAUUACAAACCAUUGCUUAAUUUGCUUAAUUAGUGCAAUAAUCAGUCAUUUUAAUUUUGAUAAUAUACCUAUAAGUUUUGAAUUUCUAGUAUCAUAUUAAUUGUAUGCUAUAUAAAUGCAUAUGUUUAGACAUGUAUAUGCUGAUUUUAUUAAAAAACUGCAAGUAUGUCUCAUGUAUUUAUUUCUUGACAUUUCACUACCCCUCUAAAGUGAUCAUGUAUAUACAAUUUUUAAAUUUUUUAUUGAUUAUUUUAAGGCUAGUAGUACAAGUAAACAUACUGUCAUCACCUAUAUUGACACAUAUUAUAUAUUAUGAUUAUUAAGUUGCAGUUGUUUUAAAUAAUUUUAAAUAACAAUUAAUAAUCCUUUAACUAACAUAUUGAAUGUUAUUUUGUACAAUAUAUAUUUUUUAAUUUUAUAAAAUGGCUAAAUGAUUAAUUAUUUAUAAUAAAAUAUUAAACAAUGAGCAAUUAAUUGAUCAUAAAAAUAGAUUUAAUAAUUGUUUGUUAAAAAAAGUAUCAAAAAAAUCACUUAUAAUGGUGUUCAAGGGACCAAGAAAAAUAGGUAAUAAUAAUUGAUAGGUUAUCAAAAUUCAAAAAAAGUUAUUACUUAAUAGUACAUUAUAUUAUUAUUAUAUUUUAAUCACAAGUCAUUCUAACUAUAUAUUUCUAUUAUUUAAAAGUAAAGUGUAUUUAUUUUAUGUUAAAAAAAUCUGUUAUUUUUACUAACAUAUAUUUUUUUUAUAAAAUAGUGCAGUAUUUUUGUUUCUAAUUUUUCAUAGUUUGUGUUUGAUCUUGUAUUAUUAAUAACCAUAUAAAUGACACUAGUUGUUAAAUAUUUUUUUUCUUGAAAUUUAUUGUUGUCAUAAACCAUUAAUAAUAUAGACUGUAUAUUGAAUGUAUGUUAUGUGGAUAUUAUAGAUAAUAUGCUAUUUGUCUAAAAUUACUAAAAGUAAAUGUCUACAUUCAUAAUAUGAUCAUUACUUAUAAUAUGAAUGUCAUAAACUCAUAAUAACCAAAACAAAUUAGCAUAUUAUAUACCAUAUAAAUUUUUUUGAGACUUUUAACUUUUAUGUCUUUUAAUACGGUAUGUUACUACAACUGUUGUUACUUAUAAAGUUAUAAGUUAUAAGCAACUAUUACUUGUGUUUAUAAAAUAUUUAAAUAUAUUAUUAAAAUUAUCUUUAGUACACACUUGAAUUACUUAUAAACAUGUUAUAUUUAUUGAUAAAAUAUUUGUGGUUUUUUUAUUAUAAUAAUAUAUUAUAUAAUUAGAUAUGAACAAAAAAAAAAAUGUAUUUAUAAUAUUUAGAAGAGUUUAUUACCCAAUUGUUUUAAUUUUAUUAGAGUACUAGAUACAUUAUUAAAAUAUUUUAAUUAUAACAUUUUGAGUUACAUAAGUAUAAAUUUAAAUACCUAUAUUGUUCUCAUUAUACGCUUGUGUAAUGAAAAUUACAGUUAUUUUAUCCAG
Molecule: messenger RNA, 2594 nt
Organism: Rhopalosiphum padi (bird cherry-oat aphid)
Lineage: Eukaryota; Metazoa; Arthropoda; Insecta; Hemiptera; Aphididae
Gene: Asciz
Product: ATM interactor
Exons: 3
Coding region: 216-1052 (278 amino acids)
Biological process (GO): regulation of transcription by RNA polymerase II
Cellular component (GO): nucleus
Molecular function (GO): transcription cis-regulatory region binding; DNA-binding transcription factor activity, RNA polymerase II-specific
Source: RefSeq, a predicted model, not a curated record